Molecule: messenger RNA, 702 nt
Organism: Westerdykella ornata
Lineage: Eukaryota; Fungi; Ascomycota; Dothideomycetes; Pleosporales; Sporormiaceae
Exons: 1
Cellular component (GO): kinetochore; Mis6-Sim4 complex
Source: RefSeq, a predicted model, not a curated record
GCCGGAGUCACAGCAUACAGGGUCAAAGAUCCAGAUCCCAAUGCCGUCGACAACGGCAAUCUGCUGGGCGUGAGGAUCGAUGUCUCCGUGGAGGCGAAAUUCGUAGAUACCUACCAUGUGCUGUUCAAUCGGCCCAACACCCGGUUUAGGACCAUGCUGAAGAUCCAUCGGCAUACCAUUCCUCCUUGUAUACCGCUGCGACAACUGGCGAAUCGGUAUCUACCUCAACUCCGGAAGGACUCCAGUCCUGAGGUGGAACAAGACUUGAUCAGAUUUGGGAAGCUGCUGAGGAAAGAGCUCGUAUCGUGGCACUUGCGUAGUGCGGCUGUGGAGAGCCUGCGACGGGAGGCCGGCGUCCUGGACCCCAAAGUCCGGAAGGGAGCAGAAACCCAAGGGCCUUCUUAUGGAAAGGUUUUGAAUGCAUUCAUGAGUGACGAGGAGAACGAAGGCGACGACUCUGGGGUCGAGGAGAGGAUAACCGGGCGUCAGGACGGCCCAGCAAAGAUCAUCGAGGUUGAAUCUGAUCUCGCUGUACGCCAGAUCAGUCUUGUAUGGUCGAACGGGCAGACUGCCGUUGCGCAAAUAGCAAAAGAUGGGGAGAUUGUCAGAGGGGCAGUGAGAACCCGAGAUGGGGAGAGGCUGCCACAGCUUGAGAGGUUACUCUCAGGGCGUAUGGAUGGCUUGGUCAAAAGGUUGAAUUCU